ACACGGCAUCCGCCAAACACACAUUCCAUUCAAUUUUAAUCUCAAAACACAUAUCCAUCAUUCUCUCUACCUCUUAAUUUUCUCUUUCCCGGGAAAUUCACCUGAAGAAUUUUCCUGGAAAUCUUCCCUUCCACGUCCACUCGUCAUUUUCCAUUAAUCGUUAUCAACUCUAUUAUUAUGGCAACGAGUGUAGGAGGAGGAACGCCGUCGAGGAGAAGCUUGUCAAUGACAAGCUUAUCCUCCCAUUCGAAGAAGAAAACAGGCGGCGUCGAUACUGCAGGAGGACUCCCUGUUUCUCCUCAUCGCAAAUCUCUACCUUCUUCUCGUUCCAUGGGUCUGACUGGAGAGCGGACAGUGAAGAGACUUAGGUUGUCUAAAGCUUUGACAGUACCUGAGACUACAAGUAUUUAUGAAGCAUGCCGCAGGAUGGCUGCUCGCAGAGUUGAUGCUCUAUUGCUGACCGAUUCAAAUGCAUUACUAUGUGGUAUCUUGACGGAUAAGGAUAUUGCAACAAGAGUUAUUGCGGGCGAAGUCAAUAUUCAGGAAACAUCUGUUUCAAAGGUUAUGACGAAACAUCCUGUUUUUGUGCUUUCUGACACACUUGCUGUAGAAGCAUUGCAGAAAAUGGUGCUAGGAAAAUUUAGACAUUUGCCAGUUGUUGAAAAUGGAGAGGUCAUUGCUUUGCUUGACAUAGCAAAAUGUCUUUAUGAUGCUAUUGCUCGCCUUGAAAGGGCAGCAGAGAAAGGAAAGGCUAUAGUAGCUGCUGUUGAGGGAGUUGAAAAAAACUGGGGAGCGUCUAUUUCUGGUGGCUCUGAUUCAUUUAUUGAAACACUUCGGGAGCGAAUGUUCCGGCCUUCACUCUCUACCAUCAUUUCUGAGAAUCCAAAGACUGUUACAGUUGAACCAAGUGAUACUGUUCUAGACGCAGCUAAAAAGAUGCUUGAAACUCAAACAAGCUCCGCAAUCGUGGCUGUUGACAAGAAACCACGAGGAAUUUUAACUUCAAAGGACAUAUUGAUGCGAGUCAUAGCACAAGAUCUUUCGCCCGAGUCCAUUCUUGUUGAGAGGGUAAUGACUGCCAAUCCUGAAUGUGCUACGACGGAUACACCUAUUGUUGAUGCUUUACAUACAAUGCACGAUGGGAAAUUUUUACACCUUCCUGUAGUUGAUAGAGAUGGAAUUGUAGUUGCUGUGGUUGAUGUGCUUCAUAUCACUCAUGCAGCUGUAGCCACGGUGGGAAAUACUGCUGGGGUGAAUAGCGAAGUUGCAAACACUAGGAUGCAAAAGUUUUGGGAUUCAGCUAUGGAAUUGUCCCCAGAUGAGGAGGAAGAGACACGGAGCAUUGGUUCCUUGAAAUUGGCUUCUGAAGGGGCAGAAUUGAGGAGAUCUAUUUCCUAUCCUUCAUCGAGCCUUCCAAAUACUUUUGCAUUCAAGAUUCAAGACAGAACAGGGAGGAUGCACAGAUUCAACUGCGAUAUUCGGAGCAUGACAGAUCUUCUAACUGCAAUUAUUCAGAGAGUGGGGGAUGACAUCGACCGAAAGAACCUUCCUCAAAUUCUGUAUGAAGAUGAAGACCAUGACAAGGUUGUAUUAGCAACAGAGAGCGAUCUCACAGCUGCCGUCGACCAUGCAAGAUCUGCAGGUUGGAAGGGACUAAGAUUGCACUUAGACUAUUCAGGAAAGCGUGGCCGUAGGAAGGGUUCAAGCUCCAACAAUUUGGAUUAUGCUCAUACAGAAUCUGCAUGGGCUUCAGCUUACAGCGCUGUAGCAGCUGGUGCGGCAUUAGUUGCAGGUUUAGGCGUAAUAGCAUUCUUAAGGAGAUCUAGUAACUGAUCAUAUGAAAAUGAAAUUUUCCAUUUAAUGUACAGUGCAGCGGGAAUAGCACAUUAAUUCAAGUUGAUUUGAGUGGAUGUUGGCUCUGGUAUAGGUUUUGGAUUUUUAGCUCUAUAGUGCAGUCCAAUUGGUUUUUUCUUGGUCUAUAAUGAUGUAAAUUAUUUCCCUUUGUAACUCACUGAUCUUGAAGUUAUCUUCAAUAAUAAACUGGAGAGAGUAUGCUUAGUGCCAGGAUUUUUGUAGCGAAAAGGAGAAGAGACAUAAUUAGUAGUA
Nicotiana tabacum (common tobacco) is the source of this 2106-nucleotide messenger RNA. Its product is annotated as CBS domain-containing protein CBSCBSPB1-like. NCBI's taxonomy places the organism in Eukaryota, Viridiplantae, Streptophyta, Magnoliopsida, Solanales, Solanaceae. The record is from RefSeq and is a predicted model, not a curated record. Gene Ontology annotation, molecular function: protein binding.